AUAUGGCAUUAGUAAAAAACAAUGCAAAGAUAGGAAGUUUAAUUGCUGUUGAGUUAUGCAGAAUACGAAAACUCAAGGAAAAGAAAGCUGUGGAAUCACAAGGCAAAGUGCCAGGCUUUCCAGAUUCAACUACAGACUGGAACCGGCAAAAGAGACCAGUUGUGAUCGGUGGGUCCAAUGUCGAUUUUAUCGCAACAGCGGAAAAUAUUGUGCCUGAAGCGUCCAACCCUGGAAAAGUAAGGAUGAGUUUUGGUGGAGUUGGAAGAAAUAUGGCAGAAUGCCUGGCUCGUCUUGGCUUGAGGCCGCUGUUCGUGUCAUCCAUAGGGAGUGAUCCUCUGGGAGCCAUGUUGCUUAAACACUGUGAAGAAACAAGAAUGGUUACACGUGGCAUAUACACCUCUAAGGUUAAUCACACUGGUACCUACUCGGCGAUAAUGAGCCAAAAUGGCGAAUUUCACGCAGCCGUUGGUGACAUGGACAUCCAUAAAGUUAUCAGUCCUGAUCAUAUUUUAGCCUUUGAGGAACCCAUUAAACACGCACCUUUGGUAAUGCUGGAUGGUAACAUCACUGAAGAAGCUAUUGAUCAAGUGUGUUACUUCUGCGCAGCUAACCGCAUACCAGUCUGGUUUGAACCAACGUGCGUCCUGAAAGCCGAUAAACCCUUUCGCAGUGACGCAUGGCACAACAUAACAUACGUGUCGCCUAAUCUAAAAGAGCUUCAAACCAUGAGCUCAGCCACGAUAAAUGACGAACUACGGAGAUCAAACCUUCCACACUACACUACGGAGGAUGAUAACGACAAAGAUCGACCACUAGACGAUAUUAUAGCCGAGUGCUUGCACCUUUGCAAGCCACUUUUAAAGAAUAUCCAUUGCAUCAUUGUGACUCUUGGCAAACAUGGCGCCUUGAUCUGUAGAGAUACUUCCGCUGACACUCCAUUUCCGACGGCUCAACAGUUGGGUCGUGUAUCUGCAGCGCGGCAACACAGUUUGGUGUCAGCGCGACAUUUUCCCGCUAUAGGCUUGGGAAGUCACGAACCAGGGGGAAACGUCACCGGUGCAGGUGACAGCUUUGCAGCAGCAAUGGCUUCAUUCAUUAUUCAAGGACAUUCGCCGGUAAUUUGUGUAAAGGCUGGUAUACUAGCAGCCCAAUAUUCUCUUCAAUCGCAAGAUGCCAUUUCUCCGGCAGUUUUCCCAGAGAAUUUUACUCUUGAAAAUGUUGAAUCUUGUAUACCAUGGGACGCGAAUGAUAUAGAUACGGACAUUUCUUAGCAUUCACUUCAUUGGUGAACAUUGUGAGGUUAACAUAUUACUGGGACACAUCAUAUACGUUUUCUUCUGUGCGUGUGUGCAUGCGCGAAAUUGAUCGAGAUGUCUCGUAAUGUUGGUUUGACUGGUUGGUGCAACGGCGGUAGUCCUUUUCUAAAUGGCGACUUACUUGCCUUGAAAGCUUGGAUUAUUUUAACAUCCAUUUUUUUUUUUAUCGAACUCUAUGAGGAAAAGGAUAUCGAUUAUCCUUGCACACGAAACCUACAACUUGCCAUUCUCGUUAGAAUAGCUGUUGUCAGUAGAUCGUUACUUGACUUUUGUACUUUGCGUGAUUUGUGUGACUUUCGAGAAUUGCGCGACUCUAUUACAGAAUGACACACGGUGUGCUGUUACAUUUUAACAUAGAAAUCGGUGGUCUUCCCCUGCACUGUUGUUACUUAACGUACCAGUAAAAAUUUCUUAACGACGACGUGAACUAACGGAAUUUUUCAGCGAAAUGGGAAUACAUUUGAAUUUGAAUGUAAGAAAAAUAAUGCAAUGAACCAUUUUAGAGGAAGUUAGAAUU
Stylophora pistillata is the source of this 1833-nucleotide messenger RNA. RefSeq lists its product as uncharacterized. Lineage: Eukaryota; Metazoa; Cnidaria; Anthozoa; Scleractinia; Pocilloporidae. Gene Ontology annotation, molecular function: hydrolase activity, acting on glycosyl bonds; kinase activity; pseudouridylate synthase activity. Gene Ontology annotation, cellular component: cytoplasm. The record is from RefSeq and is a predicted model, not a curated record.